AUGCACCAUAUAUACGUCAUAUCAUUGUGUUUACAUGUGUUUGUGGAACAGAGGAUGGUCACGAGAGUCAACACCUUCAUGAGGGUGGCGUACAAGGACGAGCCGAGCAUCUUCGCGUGGGAGCUGAUGAACGAGCCUCGCGCCCCGAGUGACCUCUCCGGAAAGACGAUGGAGCGCUGGGUGGCGUCGAUGUCCGCGUACGUCAAGUCCGUCGACCCCAAGCACAUGGUGGAGAUCGGCAUGGAAGGGUUCUACGGCGAGUCCACGCCGAAGCGCAAGCGGUUCAACCCAGGGAAGGGGUACACCGGCGGCACCGACUUCGUCUCCAACAACCGCAUCCCCACCGUCGACUUCGCCACCAUCCACAUCUACCCCGACCAAUGGUUGCCGGGGUCGAGCAGCCAGGCGCAGGUGGAGUUCACCAAGAGGUGGAUGGCGUCCCACAUCGAGGACGCGGGGAAGGCGCUGCGGAAGCCGCUGCUGGUGGCGGAGUUCGGCUGGUCCGCGCGCUCCGGCGGCUACACGGUGGCGGCGCGGGACGGCUACUUCCGCAUGGUGUACGACGCCAUCUACGCUUCCGUGAAGGGGGGCGGGCCGUGCGCGGGGGGGCUCUUCUGGCAUGUCAUGGCGCCCGGGAUGGAGAGCUGGACGGACGGCUAUGACGUCGUGUUCGAGCGCAGCCCCACCACCGCCGCGGUCGUCUCGCAGGAGUGCGCCAAGAUCCACAGAUUCACGCCCGCUGUCUAG
Molecule: messenger RNA, 747 nt
Organism: Triticum turgidum subsp. durum (durum wheat)
Lineage: Eukaryota; Viridiplantae; Streptophyta; Magnoliopsida; Poales; Poaceae
Source: the annotation of a GenBank genome assembly